CCGUCUUUAGCAGAAAGUAUACAACGAAACGGACGCGAGUCGCGAGGCAGUUACACCAAAAAUAUAAUACGGAAUUUAUUCUAGUUUUGGAACGUGUAUACUGUAUAGGAUGUAUGUGUGUUACGUGUGAAUGGGAAAUACGAAGGAGUAAUAAAUGGCAUGGCCACAGAAGAUACAACUGCUCUAUCUGUUGAGGAUCAAAGACUGUAACGGUUGACGCGACUUGGAUGAUUUAAGCCUGACCGUGCAAUGCUAUCAACAUACCUCUGGCUGCUGUUAUGCUACGCUCAAUACGCGAAUUCCGAUCUCCUGCAAGACUAUGAAGAGAUUAGCAUCAGCCUCCUAACUCCUCCAGUGGACGCGAUCUCUAUGGCCCUUCCCAAUGACCUGGGCAUAGACGGGAAAUCAGGCUGCCUGUGUCGAGGCAGUAAAAAUAAAGAUGUAAUUGUGUGCUUCGGGAACUACGAAUGCAAGAAAACCCCUUUAGUUAAUUUGCGAACGUCCACGGAGUUAAUUAUAAGAACAACGAUUAUAUCUGAAAUAUUAAUCGGAGAUCUAGAUACGUAUUACAACUUGAAGGUCUUAAGACUCGAUGGUAAUAGUAGACUGCAUAGUUUAGAACCAGGCUUAUUCAGAAACUUAUCUAGUCUGGAACAACUGUCUAUUUCGUAUAAUACUCAACUGCAAUCGAUUCAGGAAGGAACAUUUGAAGGGUUGAUAAAACUCCACAAUCUUACUUUAAUCAAUAAUGGUUUUAAAAACAUUGCUGCGUUAACACCAGCAUUUAAUCCGGCAAUUCUGCCUAAUUUAAAAGCGUUGGAUCUCUCCGAAAAUGCUUUUGGAGAAUUCUCUGAAACCGCUUUUCAUCCCAUGGAGGGAACAUUACUGAAGAAACUUGAUAUUAAUUUAUGCAGGCUGGAUUUUAUUCAUCCGAAUAGUUUUUCAAAGCUUAAAAUGUUGACUGAGCUGCGUAUUGGCGAAAAUGACUUGUACUCACAGACAAUUAUAAAAUUCUUAAUUAGUAUGAAAGAAGAUAACAUUAACCUAUCAUAUCUUGACUUAUCGAGUAUGGGAUUCAGAAAACGACCACCAGAAGAUUUAAUGAAAGUCAUUGCAAAUUCAUCAAUCACGAGACUGAGUUUAGCGGACAACCAAUUCGAAGUUAUUGACGAUAAUGAUUUUCCAUACAUGCCAAACAUAGAGAUUAUGGAUUUAAGAAGAAUUUUGGCCAUGUCAGUCGGACAUGAUGCUUUCCACCCCAGUAAGUUUCCUCGAUUACGAAUACUUUUACUGAGUGGAAAUAAUUUACCUGGCAUUCAUUUGAAGCAUAUAUCUAAUCAACAGCUCCUACUGCUAGAUUUGUCAUCAAACAAGGGAUUAGAUUCGAGACCAAUGUACUACGAAAUUGAUCGAGGAGUUUUUAGUGAAUGCAAGGAGUUGAGAUUCCUUAAUCUAGCAUUUAAUAGAAUGAAACAUAUAUUUAAUCAUACAUUUAUUGGGCUUAGCAACUUGAGAAUCCUCAAUAUGGAGAAUGGUACGAUUUUUCACAUCGGAAACGGAACAUUUAAGCCAAUGAAACACUUGGAGUACCUUAAUUUAAAGAACAAUCCAUUGACUGCAAAUGAAAAUCUGACAAGUGCCAAAUUCGAGGGUUUGAACGAAUUGAAAGUACUCAUAAUGAAGAAUUGUGGUAUAAAACGAUUCAACGACGAUGAUAACAUUUUCGAAAUGAUGCCAAAGUUAUCACAUUUAAUUCUCUCUGAUAACCAAUUAUUUUAUAUCACACCAACUUUAUUAAAACCACUAAAACUUUUAAAAGUUUUGGACUUGAGUGAAAAUUUGUUUGUGUCGUGGUGGCAGCCCCUAUUUUUAGCCUCCGGAGUGCAGCCUAAAAAGUUGUAUCUAAUGAAUAACAAAAUAACGCAUUUCACUUUGAGUAUGAUCGAAGACAUCAACUAUUUAUUAGAAAAGAAUGGCAACGUUACAGUGGAAAUCGAUCUUGCUGAUAAUUUAUUCGUUUGUGACUGCAAUUCAAUGUACAAGACCUACAUGUGGUUACAAGUGAACGGUUCUCUCAUAUUGAAGCAAUACUUUGCCAAUUCUAAUAUAGUAUGCAGCAGCCCUGAUGUUUGGGAAGACCGCAGAGUCGCCGACUAUAUUGCUUCUAUAAAAAGUCUUCGUUGUUUAGUUUACCAAAAUAUUUCCAAUAUGAUGUUGCUAGUUUGGACAGCACCAUCAUUAGUUACAAUUGCUCUCCUUUUAUUCAUAAUAAUAUUAUUGUAUAAAUAUAGAAUUUAUAUAAGAUACUGGUUAUUUUUAGCGAAAGUUGCGUUAGGUCGUAAAUUUAUAAAGAAAUCCCUCCAAGCGAAAGAACCGAAAGGAUACAAAUACGAUGCGUUUGUGUCAUAUUGCAACGACGACAGAGACUUUGUUUUAGAAAUGAUAUCCCAGUUAGAGUCAACACCGCCUUAUUUGAAAUUAUGUAUUUACGAAAGAGAUUUUGAAAUAGGUUCUUUUAUAUCUGAGUCUAUAUUAGGUAGCAUUAAUGAAAGUAGGUAUAUAAUUUUGAUAAUAAGUAAUAGUUUUGCUAAAUCGCAAUGGUGUAGAUGGGAAACGCAUUUGGCUGAAUACCAUAGACUAUUUCUAGACGAUGGUUCGCCUUAUGAUCCCGUCGUGUUGAUAAAAAAAGGUGAGGUCGACAGCAAAUAUCUCACAACUACCUUAAAGUAUUUAUUAAAAACGAAGAUAUAUCACUCGUGGGAUGAAGAAAACCCUGAAGAUUUUUUCAAGAAACUACGAAACGUGUUGGUUAAAAAUAAAUGAUUCGUUAUAA
Colias croceus (clouded yellow) is the source of this 2833-nucleotide messenger RNA. It is a transcript of the gene spz4, whose product is annotated as protein spaetzle 4. The transcript is spliced from 3 exons. Gene Ontology annotation, cellular component: membrane; extracellular region. Gene Ontology annotation, molecular function: Toll binding; transmembrane signaling receptor activity; growth factor activity. NCBI's taxonomy places the organism in Eukaryota, Metazoa, Arthropoda, Insecta, Lepidoptera, Pieridae. Bases 250 to 2823 code for a protein of 857 amino acids. Gene Ontology annotation, biological process: central nervous system formation; innate immune response; toll-like receptor signaling pathway. The record is from RefSeq and is a predicted model, not a curated record.